AUGGCGGAGGUUUGCGGUACUCUCUCUACAGGGACUCUAACGCGCGUCAUGGCCAACUGGUACGGAAAGAAAUUAUUCCACCUACCGGAACAUGCUCAGCCACUAGCAACCAAUUUAAAGUUACACACAACUGAAAAUCAUUUGCAUGAAGUUUGCUGGUACCUCUGUGAAAAAUGUACUUACAGGACGAAAAACAAAUCGAAUUUAAAGAAGCAUGUCUACGCCAAACACACAGACAAAAACGACAUCAAAUGGCAGAAGUGUAAUCAUUGUUCAUAUGUGACAAUAACGUUAGAUCGAUUAAGAGCACAUAUAAAACACAACCAUUUGGGUGAUAAAACCCAGUGGUAUUAUUGUGAUAAAUGCCCCCACAAAACCAAAUAUAAACAGGGAAUAAGACUACACAUGACAAAUGUGCACGAUGAAAAUAAACCAUUCCAAUGUAAAAAGUGUUCGCGCACUUUUAAACAUAUGGACCGCUUGAGAAGACACACAAUUAGCAUACACUUGGACGAGGACAAGAUUCAGUGGCAUCAAUGUGAACAAUGUCCAUACAAAGCUAAAACCAGGUUGACCUUGUUAAAACACAUAAAUGAUAUACAUAAAGAUGGUAAGAAAUAUCGUUGUGAUCACUGUACAUAUAAAUCACGAAGUUCGUUCGAAGUAGCAGAGCAUAUAAACACUAAACACUCAAAGGGCAGUGAAGUUAAGUGGUACCAGUGUACAAAAUGUCCUCAAAAAUAUAAAACUAAUGGAGGUUUAAGCUGUCACGUGCGCAUGCAGCAUGAAGGAUUCCGUGGAAAGUAUCAGUGUGAACAAUGUGAUUUUAAGUCAGGUAGAUUGCAAAGUUUAAAAGACCAUAUAAAUUGCAAACAUUUAAGUGACACUGAGGUUGAGUGGUACCAGUGUGAAAAAUGUCCAGUUAAAUAUAAAACUAAAUCGUCUUUGAGAGACCACAUGCACGAUAAACAUCUGAGUGGGGACAGGUAUAGGUGUGAUCAAUGUGGUUAUAAUGCAGGUACAUCGCAACGUUUAAAAGACCAUAUAAAUAGCAAACAUUUAAGUGACACUGAAGCUGAGUGGUACCGGUGUGAAGAAUGUCCAGCUAAAUAUAAAAAUAAAACGUCUUGGAGACUCCACAUGAGUUUGAAACAUCCAAGUGUUAACAAGUAUCAGUGUGAUCAAUGUGAUUAUAAGGCGAAUUAUUCGCAGUGUUUAAAAGACCAUAUAAAUAGUAAACAUUGA
Molecule: messenger RNA, 1245 nt
Organism: Zophobas morio
Lineage: Eukaryota; Metazoa; Arthropoda; Insecta; Coleoptera; Tenebrionidae
Product: zinc finger protein 90-like
Exons: 2
Coding region: 1-1245 (414 amino acids)
Biological process (GO): regulation of transcription by RNA polymerase II
Molecular function (GO): DNA-binding transcription factor activity, RNA polymerase II-specific; RNA polymerase II transcription regulatory region sequence-specific DNA binding
Source: RefSeq, a predicted model, not a curated record